Protobothrops mucrosquamatus (brown spotted pit viper) is the source of this 922-nucleotide messenger RNA. RefSeq names its product visinin. The coding region runs from base 1 to 576 and encodes 191 amino acids. The record is from RefSeq and is a predicted model, not a curated record. NCBI's taxonomy places the organism in Eukaryota, Metazoa, Chordata, Lepidosauria, Squamata, Viperidae. The transcript has 3 exons. Gene Ontology annotation, molecular function: calcium ion binding.
AUGGGAAAUAAGAAGAGUGGGAUGAUCUCCAAGGAAAUCCUUGAGGAUCUGAAAAUGAACACAAAGUAUUCAGAGGACGAGCUGGUCAAAUGGUACGACACCUUCAAAAAACAGUGCCCCGAUGGGCGCAUUGGUAAAGCUGACUUUGAAAAGAUCUACGCCAAUUUCUUCCCCAACUCUGACCCCAAGGUCUACGCUCGGCAUGUCUUCCGAAGCUUUGACACCAAUGAUGAUGGGACUCUUGAUUUCCGGGAGUACAUCAUCGCAUUGCAUCUGACCUCAACGGGCAAAACUGACCUUAAGCUGGAAUGGGCUUUCUCGCUUUUCGAUGUAGACCGCAGCGGAGAGAUCAGCAAGAACGAAGUUCUCGAGAUAAUUGCAGCAAUAUUUAAGAUGAUUCCUCCAGAAGAACAGAAAGCCCUGCCUAAGGAUGAAAACACCCCGCAGAAACGGGCUGACAAGCUGUGGGCAUAUUUUGACAAGGGAGAUGCUGACAAAAUUGCUGAAAGGGAGUUUAUUGACGGAGUGAUGAAGAAUGAAGAAAUAAUGCACCUCAUCCAGUACACCCCCAAGUAAAAUAAAUAGGGGCUCCCAAGUUGGACAGGAAGCAAAAAAACAAGAGAUGUGAAAAAGGCGGCAUGUGAUGAACAGGCAGGGGUAAUUCAGUUAUGUGUCUGUUUUGUGUAUCAUAUGAAAGACAAAAUACAACUCCAAAACAGUGUUCUUUUUCCCCCUCCAAGUCCCACUACUUGUUCUGUUAGCAGUAGCAGUCAACCCAUAUUUAAUCUUGUGGUUUUCUAGAAUUCUUCAAUGAACAAUGGAAAGCAGUUUUUGUGAUCCUGAGUUGUAUUAUUUGUAGAAAGAAAGAAAAUAGCAAUAUGAUAAACUGUGGAAUUAAGAUCUCUUCAUUCCAAAAACCACC